Messenger RNA from Dentiscutata erythropus, 218 nucleotides. Lineage: Eukaryota; Fungi; Glomeromycota; Glomeromycetes; Diversisporales; Gigasporaceae. The record is from the annotation of a GenBank genome assembly.
AGCAAUAGUUCUCCGAACCUAUAUCUGGAAUCUAUCACUCUCAAUACAGAAGCAAAAAAGAGAAGAUUCAAAUCUUGGGCUAAAUCUGUAUUAUGUAAUAAUGAGCUCCGCUCUCACAUAUCUGAUUCAAUACCUACUAAUAACUCUAUAGAAAAAAUAAGUAGCAAGGAUCUGGAUGCAUUAUAUAAAAAGAAGCCAGAAGAGAUGAGAAAAAUAAA